GAAUUGUGUUGCAAACACCGGAACAACCGACCAACAUCUUGGGAGGAUCAAUCAAUUUUCGUAAUUGCAUUCUCUCUUGCCAAGAGCUGCUAAAAGAUACCUUGAUGCUCUUUCCGGAACUGGGGUUCGGGCAGUACGUCUUGGCGGUUGAUAGUUAUAGCUUAUUCCCUCGAAUACAACACCAUCUUUAUAAAUCUUUCAUCUUCACGCCUCUGCCCGCAUAUAAUCGUUGCUUAUCUCCAAAUCUUCGUCCUCGUUCCCCCAAAGCCACACCGCGAUUCUCCAGAACGUCACCCGAGAUCCAUCAACAUGAAGGCCUCUCAGAUCAUGUCCAUGCUCGGCUUUGCCGUCUUCACCCUGGCCCAAAGCGAGAGCCUGGCUCCUUCACCCACGGAGAGCGUGGGAUGUGAGCCUCACGGUGACCACUGGCACUGCGAGGGCGCUCGCGCCACCACUGCCGCAGCAGCCAGCGGAACCACUCUCGUCACCAGCGUUGCCGCUGCGACCACAACCGCCACCGAGGACCACGACCACGAUGAUGACGACCACUCUUCCGGCACCGGCAGCCUUGCUCCCUCCCCCACUGAGUCUGUCGGCUGCGAGCCUCACGGUGACCACUGGCAUUGCGACGCCGCUGCCACCGCCGUCUCCGGCACGGCUUCUGCCUCUGGCACGGGAUCCGCUGCCGUCACCACCACCGCUGCGGCUACCACUGGAGCCGCUGGUACUACUGCGGCUGGCAGCGCUACUCCCAGCUCUACUGCCGUUCCCGCCGGAGCUGCUCGUGCUGGCUUCGGCGCUGCUGCCAUUGCUGCCGCCCUCAUGGCCCUGUAAAACAAAGAUGAUACAACGACGGAAUAAUGGGCCUUGACUCGAGGCAUUUUACGGAUACACGAAUUGGGAUUCAUGAAAGGAAACAUGUGGUAUUUCUUGAUUUAGCAGAUCAAUAGUCAAGAAUGACGAUAAACCUGCUAAACCGAGGCGCUUUGCCUCCUUUCAUCCACCUCGAGAAUGGAGGCGGAUUAAUUGUAGCAUUAGAAGCAGAAUUCACCGAAUUAGGCUUUACGUUUUUGUGCCCCCUUGUCAGAAUGAUGUUUGACCAGCUUGAAUCAUAUUGCUUAUACACUUGC
Molecule: messenger RNA, 1130 nt
Organism: Colletotrichum godetiae
Lineage: Eukaryota; Fungi; Ascomycota; Sordariomycetes; Glomerellales; Glomerellaceae
Exons: 3
Coding region: 310-834 (174 amino acids)
Source: RefSeq, a predicted model, not a curated record